AUGCACUUGAUUUACAUUAACUCUUUGGAAGUUAUCCAGCAUUCAAUCAAAACUGGAAUAUUCUAUUGUCAAACUAGUGAAGGAACAGACACUAGGCAGGACUCCGUGGCAAAUCCGAACUCGCAGAACACGUGGAAUUUAAAAUGCACGUUACUUCGAAUGUGUUCAAACAAUAUUGCGUUUCCGACAUUGCUGUGCUUCCGGCCGACCCGGUGCGACUGCCGGUUUUCAACCGAAUGA
This is a messenger RNA of Macrosiphum euphorbiae (potato aphid), 240 nucleotides long. NCBI's taxonomy places the organism in Eukaryota, Metazoa, Arthropoda, Insecta, Hemiptera, Aphididae. The record is from the annotation of a GenBank genome assembly.